Messenger RNA from Lindgomyces ingoldianus, 849 nucleotides. RefSeq lists its product as uncharacterized. Lineage: Eukaryota; Fungi; Ascomycota; Dothideomycetes; Pleosporales; Lindgomycetaceae. The transcript has 2 exons. The coding region runs from base 129 to 656 and encodes 175 amino acids. The record is from RefSeq and is a predicted model, not a curated record.
CUCGCUUUUCACACCCUCACUGGAUAUAAAUAGUUCGAAGACUACUACCCUUGCUCCCAGGUUCUCAAUAAUUUAACGAUAUCCUUGAAAUAUUCUAUCAACCCUUCCUGUUAGAAUAUACACUCAAAAUGCUGUCCCUAACAAACAUCCUAACCCUCCUAACCGUCGCAACAUCCGCGCUCGCCACACCCCUCCAACCCCGUGAGAAAAAGCUCGCCUUCCACCUCCACGACAUAAACUACUCAUCCUCCAUGGUAUACUCUACUCCAGCCCAUCUCGCCACUUACGGAGGCACUAUUGCGUUCAACCUCAGCAACGCAGCGGUUCCGUAUGUAACGAAGUGUUCAGCGUAUGGUAUGCAUUUGCAGGAUAUGUUCUAUGGGGAGAUUGUGUACACUUGCGAUGCUCCCGCGGGUUCUACCGGAGUUACGAGUUUCACAUAUUCGAGGCCCGGGAAUGAAUUUCAGGUUAAUCAGACCUGGACAGGUUAUGAUGGGAAAUCCUACUUCGGCCGAGGUUCCGGAACAGCAGACCUAAAAUGCAAAUCCGUGUAUUGGCAGAAUUCGAAUUGGACAAUGGGACAGCUAUAUUCGACAACGACGGUUACCUGUGAACCAGCCCAGUUAACGAUUCUGCCAACGGUUAUAGAGACGUAGUGACUUGUUGGAUCAAUGAUGAACAGGCCGGGGCAAUAGAACCAGUUUUUUUGGAAGUUGAUGAGAUGUUCAAGGUCGUAUCUGUAUAUAUGCAUCCAUAUCCAGAGUAAAACAUGAAAGGAUUCCAGUGAUUUGGCCUAUUCUGGUCUAGCUUCUCAGAGUUGGAUGUCUCGGCCUUUCCUCACCACUUGCG